AUGAUGAAUACUACUGUCUCGCGCUUGAAACGGAAGCGAACAGAUGCAAGAUACAAAGCUCAAAUUGUUCAAUUCUAUACCUUGACUUAUCCGGACUUUCGCCAGAGAAAAAAGUCAAGGCUAUCAAGUGAGCAAUUGGAAAACAAUCUUGUUUCGGGAGAAGCAGCUGUUGACGAAGAGGGAUCGAGUAAUGGUUCAACAGUUACAGCGAAAACCCAGAUACAAGAAUGUGCGACAACAGAACUAUCUAUCGUUGAAGGCGCACCUACCGAAAUCAUCAACAGGAUAUUGAACACUUUUCUUGAACAAGAAUUCCCUGAUAUCUUCUCAGCCCUUUGUUUCGGCUUGACUUCCCGCAGAAACUGGGCAAUACUUCGUAACCUGGACCAUACAAGCUAUUUCAAAGAACAUAUGGACCAGAUUCCCAGUAUUAUCGAUUUCAAAUACGACCAAAUCCCAUUGUUCAAUCCGUAUUGCGAGCAAGCUGAGUCAAACUCUGUCGAUGACGAAAGUAAUAGGAAUGAAUACACUUUCAAACACGUUAGUUUUAACCGUUGCUGGCCCCGUUUCUUGAAAGGACCGGUAAUUGUCAGGAGUAGUCUUAAUCCUUCUCAACGCCAGCAACUCAUCUUAUCAAAGGAGUGGAUGGGCCCCAAAUAUCGUCCUCCAACUUCUUUGCUCAUCCCUUCUUAUCUAUCCUGUGCUGUAUAUGGAGAAUUGAAUGAAGAAAGUAUCGAAGAAGAGAUUCUUGAGGAUAGAUUAUAUCAUUUCAUAAUGUAUCAAGCAAUGAAGGUCAAUAUCCCAAGCCCCUUUGGACUGGGUGAUGUAUGGGAGGCUGUAGAUAUGACGAGAGUUAGUUACCAGAACAGACCCGGUUCUACUAUGCAUCUAUUCACAGUAUUAGGGCAAGAGACUGCAGAAGGUUGA
Messenger RNA from Botrytis byssoidea, 927 nucleotides. RefSeq lists its product as uncharacterized. Lineage: Eukaryota; Fungi; Ascomycota; Leotiomycetes; Helotiales; Sclerotiniaceae. The transcript is spliced from 3 exons. The record is from RefSeq and is a predicted model, not a curated record. The coding region runs from base 1 to 927 and encodes 308 amino acids.